CUCUCCUUUCACCUUACCUUCUUCUCCUGUACCUGUAUAUAAAGCCACGCUCCUCCCCCUCCCAUUCCCUUCCAUAAGGGCUCUCUUCUUCUCUGCGAGGUUUCAUAACCUCGCAGAGAUUAGAAGCCCGUAAGAAAGUCACCUAUAGUAUCACCAUAUCAUAUAUCUAUCACCACCACCACCUUUGAUCUCUCGACAUGGAGCUCCACUCUCCUGCUGCCGCGAAGAAGCUAUGGAACUAUCUUCGCAUCGCCUUCUUCAUGAUGAGGAAGGGGUUUGUUUCCAAGAGGAGGCUAGUGAUGGACAUGAACCUCAUGAUGAAGAGAGGGAAGGUCCUCGGUAAGUCCCUCGGCAAUCUCAUGUUCCACCACCACGCCCGCCCGCCACAUACCCCAAGCUUCGGCCUACGGGAGUACGAGUUCUCAUGCAGCAACAGCCCCAACCCGGUUUUUUUCCACGCGAAGCGCCGCCACAACUACUUCCCUUGCCUGAACGCUGUCGUCGAGGAGCCCGACGAGACCCCGGCGCGGCCCACCGUGGGGCUGCCGAGAAUUGAGUACUCCCCGCAAUGCUCGUUUUUAUCACAAGAACUUGCCCCAGGGGAGCGGCGUAGCCCGCUUCCCUCACCCUUCUCUGUUAGGAUCUCGAACUAUUCGUCGGAGGAUGAGGAAGGUGAUGGCUCCGGCCACGAGGUGGAUGAUGAGGCUGAGGACUUUAUCAGGAGAUUCUACGAGCAAUUACGGGCGCAGAGUCGCAUUGCUUUGCUUCAGUACCAGGAGAUGGAAUACCAGGAGAUGCUUGCGAGAGCAGCGUGAUGGAAUUGUACGUACGUAUGCAUACAUAUACAUGCCUGCAUGUGUACAUACAUACGUGCAGUGCAUUUCUCUUAUAUAUGGUGUUUUCUCAGAACCUUCUUGCAUUUUAGCUGGGGAAGUGGGUUUGGUGCAUGUUUGUGAUGGAUGCGCCUCAUGUUGCAUGACCAUGUAUUUUUUUUGUCUCUCAUUGUAUUUGCUCCUUGUUUUUACCUGUUGUUAUUAUCGCCAUUACUGCUAUAUCUAUGUCAUUAUGAUUCGGGUGGUGUAUCGGUGAUCAGCGCGCGUUUGUGGAUGUCAAGGAUGUUGGGUUUUUCUUUUAAUAUGACCUGGCCAAAUAAACCUCUGUUUAGAGCCUAUAAUGGUUGUGUAACA
Phoenix dactylifera (date palm) is the source of this 1187-nucleotide messenger RNA. RefSeq lists its product as uncharacterized. Lineage: Eukaryota; Viridiplantae; Streptophyta; Magnoliopsida; Arecales; Arecaceae. The record is from RefSeq and is a predicted model, not a curated record.